Molecule: messenger RNA, 1863 nt
Organism: Colletotrichum gloeosporioides
Lineage: Eukaryota; Fungi; Ascomycota; Sordariomycetes; Glomerellales; Glomerellaceae
Product: Efflux pump FUB11
Exons: 2
Coding region: 1-1863 (620 amino acids)
Biological process (GO): transmembrane transport
Molecular function (GO): transmembrane transporter activity
Source: RefSeq, a predicted model, not a curated record
AUGUCGCUGCAAGUGCCUGACCCGGACAGGCUGAACUUCUUCCCACCGAACCAGGCAAAGCAGACCAGAUUCGCGCCUCUGCCGCCUAGACCGCCUCCAGCGCGGCAUUCCUUCAUCAAUGCUCGAAGCUCAUGGAUGAGGAGAAGCCAACGCUUCCCCAUCGCAGAGACCUACGAACGUUUACCACGCCUAAGCCGACUGUCAUACUUCCCCGUCGCCAACGAGUACAUCGAUGGAGUGUUCAACGAGAAGACGAACCUCCCACCUCGGUGGUCGUUCUACGUCCCCGACUUCGACUUUGACGUGAAGGAUUUCGAGAAGUACGAACAGCAGCAGCAGCAACAACAAGAAAAGGGCGAGGACGAUGACGUCCCCAAGGCUCUCAAGGCAUUCCGUGUCGACUUCUAUCCUGGUGAUCCUGACGACCCAAAGUGCUGGUCCGUAGCCUACCGGAUCCUCGUCAUCGGCAUGUUCGCCUUCACCACCCUAGCCACUGGUAUCUAUUCCACCGCCUACUCUAGUGGCAUCAACUCAAUGGUCCCGGAGCUCGGCGUCACCAACCAGUCACUACCAUUGCUUGGUAUCUCACUCUACCUCGUCGGCCUGGCGUUGGGUGCCCUCAUCAUGGCGCCGCUAAGUGAGACAUUCGGUCGAAGACCUAUGUACAUCGGUGGCCUCAGUGUCUUCCUGGCUUUGAUUCCCAUGGCAGCUCUCGCGACGAACUUUACGAUGGUCAUCGUCGCCCGUUUCUUAGGAGCUGUCGCCGGAAGUGUCAUGCUUUCCAACGUUGCUGGAUCGAUCAUGGACAUCACCGACCCCAAGUAUCUUCCUCUCGCCAUCUCAGUUUACUCCUUUGGUCCACUCAACGGCCCGGUGCUGGGACCUCUCAUCGUAAGUACAUAUGUCAUCUCCUUUGGUCUCGAGGAUGAGCUGACAUACCCUCAGGGUGGUUUCAUGGUUGAAGCCUGGGGCUGGAGGUCUCUGAACUGGAUGUCGCUCAUCUCAACGGCUGUGGGCGCCUUGUUCAUCAUGACCGUCCCUGAAACAUACCGCCCGACACUUCUAAGGAAGAAGGCGAUGACGAGGAGAGUGGAGGAAGGCGACCACCGUUACUGGUCUGACUUCGACGACUCCGUCCCGCUCUUCCGCAGAAUCCGCACCUCCAUCUCUCGACCUUUCAUUUUGUCUUUCACUGAGCCUGUCUUGAUGUUCUGGAACAUCUACAUCUCAGUCAUCUAUGCCAUUGUGCAGUUGGCAUACGUCGCUUUCCCUAUCAUCUUCCAAGACGAACGAGGCUGGUCCACAUCAAUCUCGGGACUUGCUUUCCUCGGAGUGUUCGUCGGCAUCGCCCUCGUCCUCGCUACCGAGCCCUUGCUACGAAAACUCGUUCAGCGCCAACCCAAAAACCCGGAGACAGGCAAGCCUGAGCCGGAAGCCACCGUUCUUCUCAUCUGUAUCGGCGCUGUGCUCGAACCAGUCGGCCAGCUGGCGUUCGCGCUAACAUCCCUUCCCAUCGAAAUUCCCUUUUACUGGAGCAUUCUGUCAGGCGUUCCCUUUGGAUACGGCUUCGGCCUUGUUUUCAUUUACGGCACUGGCUACAUCUCAAAUGUCUUCGGCAUGUAUGCCACCUCCGCCUCUGCAGGCAACCUCGUUUUCAGGUCAAUCUUGGGCGCUGUGCUCGUCAUCGUGGGCAAGAGCAUGUAUCAUGCGCUCACCCCGCGCAUCGCGGGUAUCACUAUUGGUGUCGCCGAAGUGGUGCUCAUGCCCAUUCCUUUCAUCUUUCUUAAGUGGGGCAAGAACAUUCGGCAAAAAAGCAAACUUAUUCGGACACUGGAGGAGCAGGCGAAAAAGGUUGCAAAGUGA